UGCAAUAAUAGUCAUCACUUCCGCUCUUUGUUCGCCAAUUCUUCUGUUUCAGUACCUCACGCAAUCAUGGCUCCCGCUAUGUUGACCGCUGUCGAUUCGACCUCCCAUGUCCAUCUAAUCAUCGGCUCGAACUCACUCGCCGGCGCAAGAUGUGCUCGUGCUGUUGAAGUAGGAGCUCAGCCCAUCUUGAUUGCCCCAGAGAACGCAACCUUUCACUACGGUUUGGUAAAACGUAUCGAUGAAGGAGAGGUUAAAUGGUUACAGCGUAGCUUUGAGGAAUCCGAUCUCACAACGCUGGGAAGACCUGAAGUGGAUGGCAUAGUCGAUGCUGUCUUCGUCACAUCGGGUGGCAAGCAGUACACCAGCACACACAUCUCCAAUCUCUGCCGCCGCCUUCGCAUACCUGUCAAUGUCGCAGAUGCCCCCAAUCUUUGCUCUUUCACACUCCUAUCCACUUAUUCCGAUGGUCCUUUACAAAUCGGUGUAACCACAUCAGGGAAAGGCUGCAAACUUUCAGCCAGGAUCCGCCGGGAGAUAGCCGCUUCCCUUCCUGUGCAGCUUGGUGAUGCGGUGGAGAGACUAGGUACCAUGCGUAGGCGGAUAUGGGAAGAGGACCAUGCAGCUGAAUUGGCAGCUGAUUUGGAGGUCGAAGAUGAUGACGCAGGUCAAUCUGCAAACUUCAACAAACUUGUCGCAACAGAAAGCGUGGAGGCAGCGCGUGGUCGCCGAAUGCGUUGGCUUUCACAAAUUUGCGAGUACUGGCCACUUCGCCGUCUCGCAUCCAUAUCAGAUGCCGACGUGGAGCUCCUCCUGCAAGACUACAGCAAAUCCAAUCCAAUCAAAGCUGAUCAAAGCACGGAUCUUUCAAAGCAAGGGCGGAUAAUACUGGUCGGCUCCGGGCCAGGCAACCCCGAUUUGUUGACCCGGGCAGCACAUAAAGCCAUCCUAUCUGCCGACUCGGUUCUUGCCGACAAACUUGUACCCAGCCCGAUACUGGAUCUUAUACCGCGACGCGCGACAGUCCACAUUGCAAGAAAAUUUCCCGGUAAUGCGGAUAAGGCGCAAGAAGAGCUUCUCGAGUUAGGAUUAAAGGGUCUCAGGGCUGGCAAGGUGGUGGUGCGGAUCAAACAAGGCGAUCCCUAUAUAUAUGGUCGGGGCGGGGAGGAGUACGAUUUCUUCCGAUCGCACGGGUACACACCCUCUGUCCUUCCGGGCAUCACCAGUGCUUUAAGUGCUCCAUUAUUUGCAGCUAUCCCAUUGACUCACCGUGGGGUUGCCGAUCAGGUGCUGAUAUGCACUGGCACUGGCCGAAAAGGUGCCCCUCUUGACCCGCCCGAGUUUGUCGAGUCAAGAACGGUAGUGCUUCUCAUGGCUUUGCAUCGUCUAUCUGCACUAGUCGAAUCCUUGAUGCUCAAAAAGUACCCUGCUACUACACCGUGCGCCGUUCUUGAGAGAGCGAGUUGUCCGGACCAGCGGGUUAUCCGAACCACAUUGGAACACGUAUGUGCAGCUGUUGAGGAGGAAGGUAGCCGGCCACCAGGGUUGCUUGUCGUUGGAAACGCAUGCAAGACUUUGAAGGAUUAUAGUCAGAAGUGGGUUGUCGAGGAGGGAUUCUGGGGGCUGCAGGAUGUGCCCAACACAAGCGAUCUGUCGUUUCUAGAUAACCCCUCAUCAUGA
Messenger RNA from Periconia digitata, 1677 nucleotides. NCBI's taxonomy places the organism in Eukaryota, Fungi, Ascomycota, Dothideomycetes, Pleosporales, Periconiaceae. The record is from the annotation of a GenBank genome assembly.